Molecule: messenger RNA, 5700 nt
Organism: Peromyscus californicus insignis
Lineage: Eukaryota; Metazoa; Chordata; Mammalia; Rodentia; Cricetidae
Gene: CUNH19orf33
Product: chromosome unknown C19orf33 homolog
Exons: 4
Coding region: 5391-5696 (101 amino acids)
Cellular component (GO): nucleus
Source: RefSeq, a predicted model, not a curated record
UGUGUCACUGUGUGUAGAGGUCAGAAGACAAAGGAAUCAGUUAUCCCCGCCAUGUGGGUGGGUCCAGGGAUUGAACUCUGGUAGUUGGGUGGAAAGCACCCUUUGGCCCUGUAAUUGCCCCCUUUGUGGUUCAGCAUUCUUCUACUUUGAAGGUGGCCACAGGGCAGCUAACUAGAGCCCUGGCCAGACUUCCGUCAAAUGUCGUAUGGUCAUUGUAUUGAUCUAACACAGCACUGGCUGAAUGGGGCCUCCAAGUGAGGCCUGCCUUGCCCUGCUGCCUUGCCUCCCUGUGGGCUUCCUCUCCCCUCUGGACUCUUGGGAUACUCCUUAUCCUCCACACAGGUCCUGAGGCAUGUUCCUGGCAGACUGGCAUCUCUUGGACCACCCUCCUGGAAGUAACCACAGUCCUUGCUUCUCUGGCAUAUGGACACUUUUAAGAGAUUCUGGCCUGGAGGUGGUGGCGCACCCCUGUAAUUCUGGGACUCAGAAGCAAGGCGAACCUGGGCUAUACAAUGAUACCCUGUCUCAAAGAUAACAUUGGAGCAGGAGAGAUGGCUCUUGCAAAGGACCUGAUUUCAAUUCCCAACAACCACAUGGUGGCUCUGAACCAUCUGUUAUUCCAGUUCCAGGGGGUCUAACACCUCUUCAGGUCUUUGGGGCACCAGGCACACAAUUGAUGACAUGCAUGCAAGCAGAACCCCCAUACACAUAAGAUUUAAAUGGAAAAGUAAACCAUUGUCAGCAUUGAAACCUGCUCUGUUCGGUACCUGAUGCUGUUGGACUCAUCCCAUGUGGACCCACACAUCUUGCUCCAGCUAGGAUGAUAGAACACACACACACACACACACACACACACACACACACACACACACACACACACACCAUCCCCCAGAGAACCAUGUCAAGUUUAUUAAUGGCUUGGGCCAGUUGCCAUUUUGGCCCUGAUAGUGAUUGACAGUAACCCUAAAGGUCACAGGUCAGUCUGGUCCAUCUUUGUGGGUCCAAUGGAUGAUAGAGCCCUAGAUACAUCGAGUUUGUAAGAUGUGCUCUUCCUUCCCUGGCCUGAGGCUCAGGGUGGUGCACUGAGGAUGCCUUCCUUUGUUGCCUGGGGAUGAAACAAGGUGAAGGAGUUGCCCUCUAUUGGUUGGAUUGACCAAAGUGUUCAGUGGAGCCACAUACUCUGUAGAAGCCCACAUGGUUUAGGGCUGGGAACUGGACUGCUAGCAGAAUCCACCUACAUGGGUCUCUGCUCCCUGGAAGUUUGCAAAACUUGUACUUGCAUCAAACUCCACAACGCUCUGUGGUGAUCAGCUGGCACUAGAAGAGGAAGCUGUUUAAGCCAUUCCUAGAAUGGAAACAUACCAUUCCUGGUCCAGGAACCCAAGACCCUAGGGCUUCAAAGUUCAAGACCAGGUGAUCCUGAGCACUAUGGAGGUCAUUCCUCAGGGUUGUGUUUGCAUCUCACAUGUUUAGGGAGCAGGGGAGAUCUCAGAUAUAAAGCUGUCUGAAGGUUUUCCAAGCGUUAUAACACCCCUUUGUUAAUGUGAGGCAAUUGACGGGCCAUUGAACUAUACCCUCACCUAUUUAUGUUCCUCCUGUCAUAACCCACUGUAUGGGCAUGUAUGUCGUCUUCUGGGGUUCUGUGAGCAAAGAUGCUGAUGCCAGUUUCUGACCCAGCAUCUAGAUAUUAACAGCUAGGAUGUUAACUUAGAAGCAGAAUGAAAUAAGUUCUGGACUGAUAACUGAGUGGAAGCCCAGCUUGGCCCCUUAGCACAUUCCCAGAUUUGCUGAUCAGUGUCUCAGGGGCCACUGCUGUUUAUGGUAGUCACAGGCCAGUAUAGUGCUUCAGUCUGAUGAAAAAGAAAACAGUCUCUGUGUGUGUGAGUCCAUCCAGCUGCCUGGAUGUGGCUGAAUGGGGAUAAUGUUUAUAGGAGCUGGCUGUUCAUGGAAACCCCAGGAGAGACUAAACCAGCCCUCCUCAUACUCACUUUUCCAGUCAAACAUGACCUCAAGCAUGUAGGAGGAACCUCAGGCAUAUAGAUAUCCAACAACUGGGUCCCUCAGCAUCUUGCCUUCCCUGCCUACUCUAAUUGUUGACCAGAAACAUAUUUGUGAAUUGAAAUAACAAAAUCCCAGGGUUCGAGUGAGCCCCCGAGGAUGCCCUUCUCCAGGUGAGAAUAGAGAGGUGUGGAUUUGUUGGAGUGGGUAUGACCUUAUGGAGGAAGUGUGUCACAGUUAUACACAGUUUCAAAACACCCUGUGAGUGCUAGCAAUUGAACCUGGGUCUUCUGCAAGGACAAGUGCUCUUGACUGUUAAGCCCCUCACUGUGGUAUUUUCAGACAGGUCUUACUGUGUAGCUCAGACUGACCUCUAAUUAGUAAUCCUCCACCACUCCUCCUUUUCCAGUGCUUGACUUACAGGCCACUUGCUCACCUUUGCACAAGGGGAAACAGGUCCGGAGUGGUUAGUGAGGGCUAAUUGAGGUGUCCCUGUGGGCACUCCCCAGUCAGGUAAACCGGGAGGCGUCACCAGAUGACAGUACGCACCACUAUGAGUCACAUGUCUGGGUGAAGAGCAAGGCAGGCAGGGUCUCCACCCUCAUGGAAUUUAUCUCCUGCCUGGACAGACUUUCCCCCCUUGAUACAGGCCAAAGGUCCCCACCCUCCCUCCUAAUCUCGGCCUCUCUUAUCUUCCCACUCUGACUUCCUUAAAGAUGCUUGGACAUCAUUCCUGCCUCAAGGCCUUUGAACCUCUGAACCUUCCUAUCUUCAUUCACUUUUAUCUUUUUUUUUUUCAUGUUUUUUAGAGAGAAAGUUUCUCUGUGUGUUUGUCUGUGUGGGCCAGCUGUCCUGGAACUUGCUCUGUAGACCAGGCUGGCCUCGAAUUCAGAGAUCCGCCUGCCUCUGCCUGUGUUACCAUGCCUGGCCCAAUUUACUUCUAUCUAUAAGAUUGUUAUUUUUAUUGAGGAUUUAACCUAGGACCACUUGUAUGCUAGGCAAGUGAUCAACCCUUGAGAUAAACCCCAACGACCACCACCCUUUUUACCUUUGGGUCAGGGUCUCCCUAAGGUGUACAGACUGGCCAGGAACAUACUCUGUAGUCCAGGCAGGCCUUGUUUGUAGUCUUGAAACUGCACAGCAGGGGCUGGCCCCUGUGUUGCCUCCACUCAGGAUCACCUCAGUCACACAGCAAGCCUGAAGCCAGCCCCCACUGUUGGAAACCCAGCCUCCCAACUACAGGCAACCAACCACAGCUCCAGUGAGGUUUCCACUUGAAAAUCUACCCUCUGCCUAGCACACCACACACUUAGUGCUCCUCUGCUCCACUGCAUUCCUCAGCUUUUAUUCCUGUGGGUGGAAUGGGUAUUAGGUUUUGGAUACAGAAUCCACUUAUGUUAAGACAAGUUUUGGUUAUAUGAGUUCCAGGCCAGAUAGGUCUACAUGAGACCCCUGUAGGGGACUAGAGGGAUGGCUAAACAGUGAAGAGCACUGGCUGCUUUUCCAGAGGCCAUGGGUUCGAAUCUCAGCACCCACAUGGUGGUUCACAACUGUAACUCCAGCUCCAGGGGAUCUGACACUGUCUUCUGACCUCUUCAGGCACCAGGCAUGCAUAGACAAAACAGCUAUAUAUGUAAGAAUUUAAAUUUUAAAGAGGGGAGGUGGUGAAGAGCAUUUACUAUUCCUGCAGAAGAGUGCGGUUUGGUUUCUAGCACCCACUGUGGCUCAAAAACACUUGUGACUCCAGUUCCAAGGGAUGGCAACCCUCUUCUGGCCUCCACAGAUACCGGCACACACACAUGUAAGCAUUCACACAUGCAUAAAAUUUUUAAAAUCUUUUUAAAAAGUAUUUUAGAGGCGGGGCAGUGACACACCUUUCAUCCCAGCACUGGGGCAGCAGAGGCAGGUGGAUCUCUGUGAGUUCAAGGCCAGCCUAAUCUACAGAAAAGUUCCAGGACAACCAGGGCUGUAUUAGGCAGAGAAACACUGUCUCAAAAAAACAAGAAAAAACAAGUAUUCCAGAUAAUGAUAAGCACCAAACUUGUGCUGGAAUGACGGGGCCUGCAGCAACUAGGGCAGGCAUUUCUGCAAAAUGACACUGAAGCGGGCAUCUGGAGCGGCACGUGCUCGUUAUGAUACGAGUAGGCAUUUGUUUUUCAUAUUUUUCUAUUACAGUUCUCUCUCUUUGUGUGCAUGUGCCCGGAUGUGCACCUGUGGUACCAGCGUCAACUUGCAGGAGCUAGUUCUCUCCUCCAUGUGGGUCUUAGCGAUUGAACUCGGCUCACUAGCCUUGGCAAGUGUCUUUACCCAAUGGGCCACCUCACCAGCCUCAUUUUUUUGAGACAGGUAGAGCCCUGGUUGUAGCUCUGGUUGUCCUGGACCUCGCUCUGUAGCCCAGGCUGGCCUCGAUCUCAGAUAUCUGCCUGCCUCUGCCUCCCGAGUGCUAGAAUUAAAGGUAUGUGCCAUGACACUCUGUCAUGCUAUGUAGCCCAAGCUAUAGCAAAACUUUAAAUCCUCCUGAGGUCUCCUGAAGAGUGGAAUUACAGUCCUGCAUCACUGUGCCCAGCUUGGAGCUAAUGUUUGUGAUCAAAAAAGUUAGAUGGUGAAGCCCAGUCCUAAAUGUGAUGGUUUUGAAGAGGUACUGUUGAAGGUAAUAGGAUCUUGAGAGUGAAACUCCCCAUUGGGAUUAGAGCCAUUAGGAAGAGAACCUGCAUCCAGACAUAAGAAAAACCAAGACAAACUGGCAGGAUGCAGGCCAUCUCCACACUAGGGGUCUGUCUCUGUUCUGGCACCAAGCUCUCAGCCUCGACAGCUAUAAGGUAAAUUACUGUUCAAGCCACUUACCUGCUGUGUUUGUUUUAACAACCCAAAUUAAGACACCUGCCUUUAUCAAAACAACACAACACAUUUCACAAGCACUUACUCUGCCAGGCACCAGUCUAGGAAUUUAACCCAUCUGCCUUGUCUUCCACCAUCACCCCAGGGUGCAACUUUGCUGAGGCCUUCUUCCUUCCGGCUGCCACCAAGCUGCACUAGUUUGGGAUCCAAAUCCCUGACACUACUUUUCUCAGGCCGAGGGGCCGGGAACCGAGCCCCCCCCCCCCCCACGCUCCCAGGAUGGUCUUUAACUUUGUUCAGUGUACAUGGAAAGACAGGCCUCAACCCUUUCCCCAGAACCCACAGCCACCCCCACCUCCAUUGCGCACAGAGGGAAGUCUGGGUGGGGCUGGGAGCGGCAGUGCAAUGAGUGAGUCAGGGCCUGAGUUGAGGGGUGCAAAGGUCCGGAGGGUGGGGCUUCGCAGAAUUCCUGGGGGGGGGGCAGGUCUCGCGGCCCCACCCCCUGCCCCAGGCACUGCCUAAGCCUUCAGACCUUCCAGACAGCGAUCAUCGCCAUGGAUUUCGACCUGUCCGCAGCCCUGGGCCCUGGUUCUAAGAAGCCAGAGGGGACAGGUCAAGUGGGAAACCCCAAGCACUGUCCCCCUAAAGCUCCGGGCCGACCAGAGGCAGGCACUGCUCACAAGCCAAGGCAUGGCUCCGGCAGCUCCUCUGACUCCAGCAGCAGCAGCAGCUCCAGCGACUCAGAGGGGGAGGGAAAGAAGCACGCCACCGGCUGCAAGAAGCAUGAACGUUCCUCGGACAAGGCCAAGAAACCCAAGGUGAAGAAGGAGAAGAAGAAAAAAAAGGCGGCCCCCCACUAACCUA